AUGGCGACGGCGGGGAGCCGGACCUCGUCCUCGUCGUCGGGAACUGUAGAGUCAAAUAACGGCACAAACGUUGGAAGCGGACCUCAGGGAAGUUUGUCUACUCCAGGUCUCCCAAGUAGUCCCGGGAAGUCGAAGAGAAGCACCGGGGAAAAUUCACAAUGGAGACGUAAAGAGCUGCGGAAAGUGAGAAGUGUGGAUCUGGAUAAACCCGAGGUGCUGCUCCUAUCUCCCGAGACCGGGACAGCUCCGAUAUCAGCGCAGCUGCACUUCUUGUCUGUUUCCUCGCCCGGUGCUGUUCAAGCUACUUUGUUGCAACAGACGCAUCAUAUUCAACAAAGUGACUCAUUAACUGGUGAUAUUCUCUUUGAUAAAGCAAGCAAUAGUUUGUCCACUGCCGCUCAGGAAUUGUUGAAAACUUCUUUUAAAAACAGCAGCGACCAUCUCAACGCCGAUAAUGGUGCUACCGGAACUUCAGUGGAAGUGACUGCAAAACAGCAAAUUUGCAGCCGAGACAUGGAGAACAAGGACACGCUACGGGGCCUGCAGAAGAUGGACAACCGGCCGGAGGAGAGCAUGAUCCGCGAGAAGCUCAAGGUCACCUGCAUGCCCACCUGGAAGCACGAGUGGCUGGAGCGGAGGAACCGCCGAGGCCCUGUGGUGGUCAAGCCCAUCCCACUGCGGCCCGAUGGCAGCGAGGCCGGGCAGGCCGGCGCGGAGGGGUCCCAGGCCUCCGCAGGCUCCUCCCCACAGAGCAGGGGCCGCCGCAGCCCCUCCCCAGGGCCCUCCUCCUCCUCCUCGUCCUCCUCCACCUCGACCUCGGCCAACGGCAAGCUCAGCGGAAAGCCUGAUUCCCCCGGUGUGAGGAGGAAGAGGGCAUCCCCAGUGCCGUUCCAGAGUGGGCGAGUCACACCACCUCGCAGGGCUCCCUCUCCAGAUGGCUUCUCGCCUUACAGCCCAGAGGAGACCAGUCGCCGGGUCAACAAGGUCAUGAGGGCCCGCCUCUACCUGCUGCAGCAAAUAGGACCCAACUCCUUCCUGAUUGGAGGAGACAGCCCUGACAACAAAUACAGAGUGUUCAUUGGUCCACAGACUUGCAGCUGUGGCCGAGGCGCGUUCUGCAUCCAUGUCCUCUUCGUCAUGCUCCGAGUGUUCCAGCUGGAGCCCUCCGACCCUCUGCUCUGGAGGAAGACCCUCAAAAACUUUGAGGUGGAGAGUCUGUUCCAGAAGUACCACAACCGGCGCAGCUCCCGGAUCAAGGCGCCCUCGCGCAACACCAUCCAGAAGUUUGUGUCACGCAUGUCCAACUCGCACACCACCUGUCCUUCCAGCACCUCCGCCUCCAGCACGGAGAGCAGCAUGAAAGAUGAGGAGGAGCAGAUGUGUCCGAUCUGUCUGUUGGACAUGUUGGACGAGGAGAGCCUGACUGUGUGUGAGGAGGGCUGCAGGAACAAGCUGCACCACCACUGCAUGUCUAUCUGGGCAGAGGAAUGCAGGCGAAACCACGAAACGCUGAUCUGCCCUCUUUGUCGAGCCAAGUGGAAGUCCCAUGAUUUUUACAGCCAUGACCCAUCCUCCUCCGUGGAGGGCUCCUCCAGCCGCACCCAAAGCCAGGCCUCCUCGGCGGCCCACAGCGAGAGCCCGCGCCUGGGCCAGCCGGAGGGCGACUUCACCCUGCCCCACUACGGUGUGCAACAGAUCCCACAGACCUACAAAGAGCUGGCCGAGCCCUGGAUCAAGGUCUUUGGCAUAGAGCUGGUGGGCUGCCUCUUCUCACGGAACUGGAACAUCCGGGAGAUGGCACUGCGGCGGCUGUCGCACGACGUGAGCGGCGCUCUACUGCUGGCCAAUGGGGAGCGCUCGCUGGCAGGAGGAGGGACAGGAAGUUGCGGGGAGGUGUCCGGCGAGGUGGUGGUGGAGUCCUGCUGCAGCGUCCUCUCCAUGGUGUGCGCUGACCCCGUCUAUAAGGUCUACGUGGCCGCUCUGAAAACCCUGCGGGCUAUGCUGGUGUACACCCCCUGCCACUCACUGGCCGAGCGCAGCCGACUGCAGCAGCUCCUCAGGCCCGUGGUGGAGACCAUCCUGGUCAAGUGUGCCGACGCCAACAGCCGUACCAGCCAACUGUCUGUGUCCACUCUGCUGGAGCUGUGCAAAGGGCAGAUGGGGGAGCUUGCGGUGGGAAGAGAGAUCCUCAAAGCAGGGUCCAUAGGCAUCGGUGGGGUGGACUACGUCUUAAACUGCAUCCUGGGCUCCCAGACGGAGUCCACUAACUGGCAGGCCCUGCUUGGCCGUCUGUGCCUGAUCGACCGGCUACUGCUGGAGUUCCCCGCCGAGUUCUACCCUCACAUCGUCUCGGCCGGAGACUGCAACCAGUCGCAGAACCUGGGGGAGAGGUACCAGAAGCUGCUGCCACUGCUGAGCUUCGCGUUGCAGUCCAUCGACAACUCCCACUCCAUGGUGGGCAAGCUGUCGCGCCGCGUCUUCCUGAGCGCGGCGCGCAUGGUGGCCCGCGUGCCGCACGUCUUCCUCAAGCUCCUGGACAUGCUGAGCGCCACCAGCUCCACCCAUUACGCCCGCAUGCGCCGCCGCCUGCUCGCCAUCGCCGAGGAGAUGGACAUCCUGGAUGCCAUCCACCUGGGCCUGGAGGAGCUGCAGGCGACCGAGAGCAGCGGAGCCGGGGUAGGCGCCGCCGCCUCGGCGGGAUGCGGCGCGCACUACGCCGCCGACGGCCCCGCCGCCCCGCACAACUCGCCGAACGCGACGGAGUGCAACUCGCCGGCCCACACCGUGCAGCUGAAUGCGGCAGGCAAGCAGAGGGGAAGAGCCCAUCAGCAUCAGCACCAGCAGCAUCAGCACCAGCAGGGAUGUCCUGCUAGGAACUCAGCAGCUGCAGCAGCGGCGGGGGUUCCCGAGGACGUCCUGGCGGAGCGUCUGGCGGCCAUGUCGGCCGGCGCCCCCCCAGCGGAGUACCUAAAGCCCCCCGUGCAGGCCAGAGGCCGGCCGCAGAGCCAGUGUCUCAACUCGCCGUCUUCCUCUGGUCAGUCUCAGCCGAGUCCGGCGCUCCUGCCCUCCCCCUCUGCCCCCCAUGCCCCCGCCUUCCCCACGGACGCCCCCAGCCCCAAGACUGCCCCCAGGGGCCCGCCGGGCUUUGUGCCCAGCAAGCUAGGGGCUGGCGCCUCGCCUGGCGCCCAGCGCAAGUACCCGUUGCAGAAGCAACCAGGAGCGGGCGGCAGCGGCGGCAGCAGCGGUGCCGCCAGCAGUAAAGACACAGAGAAAGACCCGUCAGCCGUGUUCACCCAGUCUCGCCCGCUGCCCUCCAGCCAGAUCCACAGACCAAAACCCUCUCGGCCCACGCCCUCUGAGGGCACUGGCGCCAGCGGCAAGCCCAUCUGCCCACCACCGGCCAAGGGCAGCUUGAAGCUGGACCUGCUUGACUCCGCGCUGGCCGCCUCCGGCCCCGGAGCCGCCGAGGCGUCGUUGUCGUCGUCGCCGCCGAUGUCCGCCUCGGCCUCUGGCCCCGCGGGCGCCGGCACGCUCAUCCCCAGCGAGGACACGGUCUUCACGCCGGUGGAGGAGAAGUUCCGCGGGCUGGACGCCUCCGCCGAGCUCAACUCCAGCAUGGAGGACCUGCUGGAGGGCACCAUCAUGCCCAACGCCGGCGAGGGCACGGUCACCUUCCAGUCCGAGGUGGCCGUGCUGUCCCCGGGUGAGCAAGGGGGCACCCGGGGUAACUCUAGCAGCAGUAGUAGCGGCAGUGGCGGAGGAAGCGCCACCCGCGGCACCUACACGGACGACGUGGCGCAGCACCAGAAGUGCAAGGAGAAGAUGGAGGCGGAGGAAGAGGAGGCGUUGGCCAUAGUCAUGGCCAUGUCGGAGUCACAGGACGCCCUUCCCAUCAUCCCCCAGCUGCAGGUGGACAAGGGAGAGGACGUCAUCAUCAUCCAGGCAGAUACGCCGGAAACGCUACCUGGCCAUACCAAAGCGAAGCAGCCCUACCGGGAGGGGCAGGAGUGGCUGAAGGGUCAGCAGAUCGGCCUGGGGGCCUUCUCUUCCUGCUACCAGGCGCAGGACGUGGGCACCGGCACUCUCAUGGCUGUCAAACAGGUGACGUACGUGCGCAACACGUCGUCGGAGCAGGAGGAGGUGGUGGAGGCUCUGCGAGAAGAGAUCCGUAUGAUGGGCCACCUCAACCACCCCAACAUCAUCCGCAUGCUGGGCGCCACCUGUGAGAAGAACAACUACAAUCUUUUCGUGGAGUGGAUGGCAGGUGGCUCCGUGUCGCACCUCCUGAACAAGUACGGGGCCUUCAAAGAGGCCGUGAUCAUCAACUACACCGAGCAGCUGCUCAGAGGGCUGGCCUACCUCCACGAGAACCAGAUCAUCCACCGGGACAUCAAAGGUGCCAACCUACUUAUUGACAGCACCGGGCAGAGGUUGCGGAUAGCAGACUUUGGAGCGGCUGCCCGGCUGGCCUCCAAGGGAACAGGUGCAGGAGAGUUUCAGGGCCAGCUGCUGGGAACCAUCGCCUUCAUGGCCCCAGAGGUGCUGAGGGGACAGCAGUACGGGCGCAGCUGUGACGUCUGGAGCGUGGGAUGUGCCAUCAUCGAGAUGUCCUGUGCCAAGCCACCCUGGAACGCUGAGAAACACUCGAACCACCUGGCUCUUAUAUUCAAGAUUGCCAGCGCCACCACAGCCCCCACCAUCCCCCCUCACCUGUCGCCGGGGCUACGUGACGUGACGCUGCGCUGUCUGGAACUCCAGCCGGCUGACCGCCCCGCCUCCAGGGAACUGCUCAAGCACCCUAUGUUUCGCCUCAACUGGUAGCAGACACACCCCCCCCCCCCCCCAACGUCUACCCCAAAUCCUAAAACCCUCACCCCAAGUCCCCUUUAACCCUCAUCCUAACACAUAUCAUCCCUUAGCCCACCACAUGUAUGGAGAUACUACUGAAGGCCCCCUCCUCUAACCUGCUGCCCCCACAUCCCUAACCUCACACCUCUCCUUGUCCCCCUUGCACACGCAUGCAUACACAUACAUGCACGCAUACACACACACACUGCUUUGGUCGCUGUGCCCAGGGACACACAGCCACACAGGGAACAUGGCCUCCGCCGAAGGACCCGGGUACCUUUUUUUUUUUGCAACACACAUCGACACACGCUAACACACCGACAGACACACACACAAAGAGAUAUAUAUAUAUACACACACACACACACACACACUCUUUCACCUCCCCUCAUAUCUCUCACACAGCCCACCCUCAUCUCCAGAGCAUGAGAAGCUCCCUCCACCGGUGCCUUUGUCGGAGUGCCAUGCAUCAGCUAACUGUACUCACUCUGCAAAAUGGCUGUUGGUCUGGUUGUCUCAGCACUUGUAUUUUUUUUUUUUUAGCCAUUACUUUUGCAAGAGGUUUAAAAAGGGGGUUGCCUGUUAUAUCUCAACCUAGUGGUUUGUGAUAUUACUUUAAAUGUAAGCAUUAGACAAUGGAUAUGACAACUUAAAUCAAAGUCGAUUUCUGCUUUUUACAAUGACCAUUGUUGUGGAGUAAAGGAGAGGUGUAAAAAAUGUUGUUAAAAAAAUUUGUUUGUUAAUUGCAUCCUCUCGUGUAAAGAUUAUGAUUUGAUCAUUUGUGCAUAUUACUGUCAGGCCAUUAUAAUAGCUUGGGGAAAAACAUCUUGGAGGUGAAUCAGGGAAUGGUGACUUUUUUUGAACAGAAACUUUGCUAGUUUCAGCUAGCCAAUCGCUGAAUGUGAACGCUUAUGAUACUGUCAUUUGUUUCGAUGUUUCCUUUGUUACUAGAUUUUUUAAGCUGAAAAUCCCAUGUACGAUUCUAUGAUUUUGUGUUUUCAAAGCAUUCAACAGCUUUUGUGUUUGUGUGGGUCUAACUGAGACAGUGAGUUGUUGUCAAAGUUUUAGAGGUUAUGUCAUAUAAGCAAAAAGUUGAAAGGAUGCUUUGAAGUUGUCUGUUUUAACAUUGAUCGGAAGAGUUAGCCCACUGUUACUUUCAAGCAAUGCCGAUAUUUCUGUUUCUUUGAUUUUACCGUUGACAUUUGAUGAGACCUUUCAAACAAGCUGUGUCAUUUCAUGCAGAAGCAAUCUAUUCAAAAAUGUUCACUGUUCAGCCAUUCUCUAGGUGCUGGUCCUCUAUACAAUGUAAUGCUACGUUUCCGAUAAUUUGUGAUUUUAAACUUUGUGAUUUGUUUUUUUUUUUUUUUUUAAAGAAAUCUUCUUAAAACAUUUUAAAUAUGUUUUUUUAGAAUGUAUAUCAGAGGUUUUCUAAGUCACCUCCAGGUGAUUGUUUUCUAUAUAAACUUAAAAAAUGCUGUCAAACUAUUUUGGUGGAGGGAUAUCUCUGAACUAAAGGCAGACCAUUCUGCUCAUAAUUGUUUUUUUUUUUUUAAAUCAACUCAUCUCUUUUAUUAGAAUUGUUGCGCAUGUUCCUCAACCUUGUUAAUCAUGACCCAUAACUCUUCAAGUGAUCAUCUUGUUAAAAAAAAAAGAUUACUGAUAUUUACAUUGAUUAUGAAUCAGACAAUUGUUUUCAAAGUGGGAUAUGCAUUGCUAUUCUAUGUUUGUGAUUCCCUUGACAAAUAUAUUAUCAAGGGAUUUAAUUUUUCACAUAAAAAAAUCAGAGAAAUUUAAAUUUUAUUUAAACAAAUCCGAUUUUCUUUAUAUGGAGUACAAGCUGAUCAAGCUUGAAGGGUUAGAAUGUAAAUAGAUUAAAUUUUGGUAGCUAAAAUUAUUGUACUUGACUCCUGUAUUUUUAUACCACACUGUUUUCCAUAAAUACAUAUUUUUGUUCCUGCUUUUAUUUCUUUUUUUUCUUACCUUUCGUUGUCUUUGUAAAAGCUUUAAAGUUAUGCACUCUUUGUCUUUUUAUAUACUGGAAAAAAAUCUGUUUCAGUCAAAUUCAUAAAUGCUAAUCAGUAUUACUUCAAUAUGUCAUGUUUAUAAUUCUUACCAAUAUUUCAAUGCCUUUGGAAUUUCUUCUUACCCACCUGUGUCUCAACCAGCUUGCUGGGCCUUUGUUAUGUAUUUUAUUUUGAUGCCUAUGUGAUGUAAUCUUAUGCCUUUUUUUUAUCUGAGCUGGACUGACUUUGUUUGUCUGGAAUGAUGCUGUCUCUUGUGUCACUUGGUGGUACUUUUUUUUUUGUCAAGAACGUCUUUUGCUGUUUUUAUUCCAGUCUCUACUACCUCAGGUGUCCUAUAGAGUUUUCCUCUACCAAAGUUCACUUUCUCAAUAUAUAUAUUAUAUAAAUAUAUAAAUAUAUAUUCUUUUUGACUGUUCAUUGUUUUUUGAUCUCUCUUCUUCAAAGAUUUCCAGGGCUUAAGGGCUAACUUGUAUUAGCACCUUUUAUUGUGCAAAUAAAACUUGUGAAAACUCUGGGUUCAGAAAAGUAAAAUUUGGCUUAAGCUGUAUCUUUCAACUUAAAUAUAUCAAGAUAUUUUAAUGUUUUUACCCCAUUGGAGCAUUUUAUAACAAAUUUGACUUAUUUUGGUGUUUGUCUUUAUAGCAAAUAAAAAAUGGGAAAAUGGU
Alosa sapidissima (American shad) is the source of this 7537-nucleotide messenger RNA. RefSeq names its product mitogen-activated protein kinase kinase kinase 1, E3 ubiquitin protein ligase (gene map3k1). Gene Ontology annotation, cellular component: cytoplasm. The record is from RefSeq and is a predicted model, not a curated record. Gene Ontology annotation, molecular function: ATP binding; protein serine/threonine kinase activity; zinc ion binding. The transcript is spliced from 21 exons. NCBI's taxonomy places the organism in Eukaryota, Metazoa, Chordata, Actinopteri, Clupeiformes, Clupeidae. The coding region runs from base 1 to 4821 and encodes 1606 amino acids. Gene Ontology annotation, biological process: protein phosphorylation.